Molecule: messenger RNA, 3345 nt
Organism: Oryctolagus cuniculus (rabbit)
Lineage: Eukaryota; Metazoa; Chordata; Mammalia; Lagomorpha; Leporidae
Gene: DKK2
Product: dickkopf Wnt signaling pathway inhibitor 2
Biological process (GO): negative regulation of canonical Wnt signaling pathway; multicellular organism development
Cellular component (GO): extracellular region
Molecular function (GO): receptor antagonist activity; co-receptor binding
Source: RefSeq, a predicted model, not a curated record
GGGCGCAAGUCCGCUCCCAGGGCAUCGCCGCGUCGCCGGCCGCGCACGGCUGCCCCGUGUGAACCAGGGGACAGCGCUUCGCGGCGACUGUGAGAGCGCGCGGUCAGCGCGGCUCGCCUCGCGACUCCAGGGUCGGGUACCGAGGAGGCUCCCGACCCCAAUUUGCCGCUCCUGCAACCUUGAAAAAGGAGGACCUGUGUCAUGCAAAAGUUGAAAAUAAGGGUAGGAAAAGAGAGGAGAGAAAAGUAACUGAGACCGAAGGAGAAGGGACUGGUGCGGAUCUCCUGUUCAAUUAAGAGGAGCCUAGAGGCGCGGUGAUCCGAGCGGGAGCACGGAGGUGCGCAGCGAGGAGCGACGCAAGCGGCGCGAUUCGCCGGCUGGGUCUUCUUGCACCUUGGGUCACGCCUCCUUGGCGAGAAGGCGCCUCGCCUUUGAUUGCUUCCAGUUACUGCAGAACUUCCUGCCCUGGUGGAGAAGCGGGUCUCGCUCGCUCCUGGCCUGAGGCUUGAGACUGAGUUCCCAAGGUCCUGAAUCCCCGCACCAGGAAGGGUUGGGAGAACCAGUGUCUGCCAGCCCUCGCUCCCCAAGCGAGGGGCCCCGUGUUGGGGUCGUCCCUGCCCUUGACUCCGCAUCCUCCUGAGCUUUGCGCCUCCCCGGGAACCCCUCGCCCGGAGAUGGCCGGCAAGGACUCGUCCCGCUGCCUACUCCUACUGGCCGCGGUGCUGAUGGUGGAGAGCUCACAGCUUGGCAACUCGCGGGCCAAACUCAACUCCAUCAAGUCCUCUCUGGGCGGGGAGACGCCUGCCCAGGCAGCCAAUCGAUCUGCGGGCAUUUACCAAGGACUGGCUUUCGGCGGCAGUAAGAAGGGCAAAAACCUGGGGCAGGCAUACCCCUGUAGCAGUGAUAAGGAAUGUGAAGUGGGGAGGUAUUGCCACAGUCCCCACCAAGGAUCAUCAGCCUGCAUGGUGUGUCGCAGGAAAAAGAAGCGUUGCCAUCGAGACGGCAUGUGUUGCCCUGGUACCCGCUGUAAUAAUGGCAUCUGCAUCCCAGUCACUGAGAGCAUCUUAACCCCUCACAUCCCAGCUCUGGAUGGCACUCGGCACAGAGAUCGAAACCACGGUCAUUACUCCAACCACGACUUAGGAUGGCAGAAUCUAGGAAGACCACACACCAAGAUGUCACAUAUAAAAGGGCAUGAAGGAGACCCCUGCCUACGAUCAUCAGAUUGCAUUGAAGGGUUUUGCUGUGCUCGUCACUUCUGGACCAAAAUCUGCAAGCCAGUGCUCCAUCAGGGGGAAGUUUGUACCAAACAACGCAAGAAGGGCUCUCAUGGGCUGGAAAUUUUCCAGCGGUGUGACUGUGCGAAGGGCUUGUCUUGCAAAGUAUGGAAAGAUGCCAGCUACUCCUCCAAAGCCAGACUCCAUGUGUGUCAGAAAAUUUGAUUGCCUCUGAGGAAAGCAUCACUAGCAGACUGUGAAUUUGUGUAUUUAAUGCAUUAGAGCAUGGUGGAAAAUAAAGUUUGGAAUGCAGGAGAAUGGCUAAAGUGAAGAAUGUAAUAAGAAUGUAGAUCACAGAAAGAAAAAGAGAACUGGAUUAGAAUGGUUGACCAAUGCAACACAGCCUUGUGUUUCCAUUAUGCAACUUGUUUAUGUAAAUAAUGUACACAGUUGUGAAGAUGCUAUUAUUAAAAAAAAAAGCACACAGUGGAAAUUACUGACGAUUACCAUGUGACUUUCCAACAGUUUAGGUUGUGCUGGAAAAGAGAUUUCCUUCAAAUUGGUGAUUGACUAUAUGAAUAGCACAAAAGCCAUAUUUCUAUUCCAAAUUGUAGUUUAAUAAAAUAUUCUUAGUAUACCUGGACAAACGGUAGGCUGUAAAACAUGAAAACAGUUGGUAAACAGGAAUUAAAAACCUGGAGCAUAGUUAAUUUGCAACAUAGAAUCACCUUUUAAUUUGGGACACUACUUUUACCACUCAAUUAAAGGCCUUCACAGACAAGAAAAAAGUAUUUCCCAGAUGCCAUCAAAAUAGUGGCAGGUAUUUCAUCAAACUCAUUAGAAAAAAAAGCAAGCUUAUUUUUCCUUAGCUUGCUUAUUUUCAGUUUUCAAAAAUAUAAUUUCACUUGUAAAAUUAAUAAGAUCCAGCAUAAAACAUUCUCUUCAGAUUUUGAAGGAACAAUAUUGCACCCCUCUCAAUUGUAUGUGAUUCCUAUUCUGAAUGUAUUUUAUUCUCCAGACUAUGUCAUAUUUUAUCUCACCAGAAAACGUUGUCCAUUGUCCAGGUUUUGGCAACCCAUAGGUUAUAUAUUUGAAGCACAAGCUGACUUUUCAUCUUUGAAGCCAGAGACUGCACAACCUAAAUGGAAGGUCUUCAUGGGAUUUGCUAUCAUAAUACUCAUUAUGCAGAUGGGUAUAGCAUAAGUCACUAGCCCUUACUAUUCUUAAAAUCCUUGUUUGAUAUUUUUGAGGCUCUAAAAUAAUCUUCAUAUGAGUAGGUCUCACAAAAUGGACUCCCAAAAUAGAUAGUGUACUGGAGUUCCAUUGUCCUUUGUAAGCUUCUAUCCGGCCAAUGGCACCCUCUAAUUUUUCUGCACCAGACUCUCUGCAACAGCUACUUUAUUGCCAAAGAUAUAGUUUCUCUUGAGACUAAAAAAUAGAAAUGGAAUAACUUGUAAAAUUUAUAUAUUGUGAAUCUAUGCAAACCACAGGUUCUAAAUUCUUGGAAACCACUGUACCAUAUAUAUAUAUUUUUUUGCUUAACUCGGUUCUAAGUAAUAUGUCUAGAACAUAAAAGAAUAAAAAGGUUAUCUUAUAAUUAUUACUUUAAGCAUUUAUAGACCAUAAAUGAUUGUCUAAUUUUCUUUUACUUAAAAUCCACUGCAGUCUCAAAUUCAAGUUCUCACAAUACAAAUGGAAUCUUAGUCAGUAUAUGUAUUAAGGAUUUCAGCUUACUAUAUUUACUAGAUUGAUUGAGAUUUAUGCUUUCCACACAUGUCUGAAAAACAAGUAAAUUGUAAGCUAAUUUAUCCAAGAGCCAAUGUUUGUACAAACAGAUGGCUAUAAUCUCUGUGAUAUGCAAAUGUAAGAUUUUCAGUCAAAUGUUUCUUAUUCAGCAAUUAUAUUUACAAUCUGGUUUUCAUAUUGCUUCCCCAAUAUUAACCCUUUCAAAAAUUAUUAUUUGAAGUAAUUUAUUUACUGGAAAUGUUAAUGAGAUGUAUUUUCUUAUAGAGAUAUUUCUUACAGAAAGCUUUGUAGCAGAAUAUAUUUGCAGCUGUUGACUUUGUAAUUUAGGGGAAAUGUAUAAUAAGAUAAAAUAUAUUAAAUUUUUCUCUUCCAAAAAAUUAAA